This is a messenger RNA of Erinaceus europaeus (western European hedgehog), 479 nucleotides long. It is a transcript of the gene TOMM7, whose product is annotated as translocase of outer mitochondrial membrane 7. The transcript is spliced from 3 exons. The coding region runs from base 16 to 264 and encodes 82 amino acids. Gene Ontology annotation, biological process: protein import into mitochondrial matrix. Gene Ontology annotation, cellular component: mitochondrial outer membrane translocase complex. The record is from RefSeq and is a predicted model, not a curated record. Lineage: Eukaryota; Metazoa; Chordata; Mammalia; Eulipotyphla; Erinaceidae.
GGGGAGGGGGGGCGCAUGCGCACUUCGCUCCCCGCCGGGAUUUCCGACGCGACCACCGCAGUAGCUGCUUUCCCCCGCGCCGCCGUUGCCGCGACCAUGGCGAAGUUGAGCAAAGAGGCCAAGCAGAGGCUGCAGCAGCUCUUCAAGGGCGGCCAGUUUGCCAUCCGCUGGGGCUUUAUUCCUCUCGUGAUUUACUUGGGGUUUAAGAGAGGUGCAGAUCCUGGAAUGCCUGAACCAAGUGUUUUAAGCUUGCUUUGGGGAUAAAGGACUAUUUGAUCAUCUGGAUUUGGAAGCAGUCAGUGAACAAGAACAACAUGGAAGGUGUGCUCUCUGGCUGGGAUAAGAGAUGGAACCUCGUUCAGACAUUCGCCAGUUGGAUGGCACAGGGCUCUUACUUCACAGAUUCGUCUGUGGCAGAGUGGAACCUCUCUGGAUUUAUUUAUGACAGACUGUAUUGAAAUAAAUGUUUCUUAACAAUG